AUGUCAUCCACCGCGAACCUCACUGGUGAGGAAAUAGCCGACAUCGCCUACGCUCAGCCGCCUAUCGCCUCCGUGGGCUUCGGACGGGCUAUCGAGGUGCUAAUAUACGUCUUCACCGUCGUAUGCGCCAUCAUCGUCGCUCUCCGCGUUUGGGUGCGCACAUUCCGAGUCGAGUCGCAUCAGAAAUGGAAAGUCAACGACUGGCUUGCCGUCUUCGGCUUUUUGCCCUUUAUCCCCGCCAGUGUCAUGGGCGUGUUGGCCGUCCGCUAUGGUGUCGGGGCACACGAUGCGUACCUCGAUAAAUUCCCCCUGCAGGAGUUCAUCCGGAUUCGAGGUAGGGAAUACCUGCUAUACUACGAGAUGACAUAUUACGGCUCUUCAUCCAUCACAAAGUUCUCCAUCGCAUUCAUGAUUCUACAGAUUUGCGUGCAGAAGAAGUACGUCUACUUCAUGUAUGGCAUCAUGGGUCUCAUGGCUGUCACAGCAACUGGGUGCAUGAUCUGGCUAUUUACCAAUUGCGUGCCGUUCGCCGCAAACUGGAACGUGAAGCUGGGCCAUUGCAAGUCUGCCGACGGAUUCUUGAUCAUCAGCUAUGUCGGAACCUCGGUCCAGGUCGUCUCGGAUUGGGCCUGCGCCAUCACUCCCUUUUUCAUCGUGUAUUCAUUACAGAUGCCACGGCGUACCAAAAUCUCGGUUGUUGGGGUACUCAGUCUAGGAAUAUUGGCGAGUAUUGCGGCACUCAUGCGCAUCGUGAGCUACAAGUAUAUUGACAUCAAAGCGUACCCAGAUGACUACAUGGUCGCUGAAGGUCGCCUCCUUCUGUGGUCACUGCUCGAGUCCAGCUUCGCCAUCAUCGCAUGUUCCUUGCCGUCCCUGAAGCUCUUCACCAAAUGCUUAAACGGGUCUACCAACAGAUCAACAGGGCUGACCCCCAGAUCCAGACCAAACUAUCGCAGCGACACCCAGCUACCCCUCAAUACGCGCACGACUGUCUCAGGAAAGGCAAAAUGGGAUCGAUUACAUGAUGACGACUCGAGCGGCCGGCAUAUUAUCCAAGAAACCGAAAUCCACAUCAAAGUUGACAGUAACAAGUCUGACGUUAACGUGUCUGACCUCAAUCUAUCUGGUCGCAAAACGUCCGGAAUGGUGUAG
Molecule: messenger RNA, 1152 nt
Organism: Ilyonectria robusta
Lineage: Eukaryota; Fungi; Ascomycota; Sordariomycetes; Hypocreales; Nectriaceae
Exons: 5
Coding region: 1-1152 (383 amino acids)
Source: RefSeq, a predicted model, not a curated record